Messenger RNA from Durusdinium trenchii, 3527 nucleotides. The record is from the annotation of a GenBank genome assembly. Lineage: Eukaryota; Dinophyceae; Suessiales; Symbiodiniaceae.
GUUCGAAUGUAGUGGGGAAGCAUGGUGAGCGCUCUAUGGACGCGGGUCCUAUGUGAGCUGCUACUUAUGGUCUCCUUUGUGCGCGCUGAGAGCGCAGGCGCAGCACAGUGCCAGGCCCUGAAAGCCUAUGACUGCAGCGCUCCUGACCCCGAGGGGUGGUCACUGCAGCAGAAGAACUGGUGCUGUCGCCAUGGUGGAAAGGGAUGCCCGCCCCCAAGGUCUCCGCAUGCGGCGAAGUCGGCCGAGCAUCCUCGGGACUAUGACUGUGAUGCCGACUUUUCUCAGUGGGCUCGAAGUUGGUCGAGCUCCAAGAAGGAGUGGUGCUGCGACAGGAAGCAGAAGGGGUUGCACCGAACAGCUUUGCACUGGCGGUGAACACUUGUGGACUGAAGCCAAACGAUCUGAGUGCUGCAACACCUUCAAGAAGGGAUGCCCUCUCUCCAGCCAGAAUCGCUCGCAGAACAUGAGCUCCAGCGCAGUCCAGGAGGUGGAGUACAACUGUGAGGAGCACUUGGUGCAGGGCUGGCCUCGAGCCCAGCAGGCUUGGUGCUGCAGCCAAGCAGGCUUGGGCUGCAAGAAUCAGACUGCAGGUCAAAACUCGUUGCGCUGCACUGGCGAUGAACACCUGUGGUCUUAUGCGAAACGAUCUGAGUGCUGCACCAACUUCCAGAAAGGAUGCAGUUCGUUGAGGUGCCAAGCUUCUUGCGCCUACGCAGGGCAAACUUCGAAGUGCAUUGACCGCAUCAAGUGGGCGAAAGUCCAUAUGUUUGGCGACGACAAGGACGCGUGCAUCUUGGCCUACAGCACGGUGCGGGAGCAAUGCGACAGCUGCGGGGCAUGCGGCCUCCAGGAAGCCGGGUGUGAAGUCCCCUCCUUUGAUUGCGAUGCUGCAUUAAGCGACUUUUCCCGUGAGUGGUCACUAGCGAAGCAAGAUUGGUGCUGCAGAAAACAAGGCAAAGGCUGCAACGGUUCAAGUCCACCGAGUGGGAACUCUUCCAUCGGAAAGCAGGUCCAGGUGGCCGGCUCCUCUACAUCGCGGAGGCUCCAGAACAUGGAGUAUAAUUGUGAGGCCGGCAAAUCCGAGUGCCUCUACGGCUGGUCUGCGCAGAAGCAGGACUACUGCCAGAACGUGAGCAUGGGCUGCAAUGAGGAUUGCUUCGACCAUGUCGAGAAGUGGUUUUCAACAUGGAGUGUCAAGAAGAUCCGUUCGUGUUGCCAACAUCGCGCCUCCUAUUUUUGCUUGGACCAGACUGCCUUGCAGAGGUGCAAGAUCGCGUCCCAAGGGCAGCUGGCCGCCACGAAUGCGACGAGUCACCUGCAAGUGAAGUGCGGGGGCUUUCAGAACGGCACGCUGUUGCAUGAAGCCGUGAGAGCUGGAUCGGUGGAGGACGUGAAGUUCCUAUUGAGUCAGGAGCUUCCCGUGGAUGAAAAGGACAACUUUGGCAGAUCUCCUCUGUCCUAUGCAGCUGCUGCGACCUCUCCAUGGUCCAUGAAGAUAGCAGAGCUGCUCCUGGAUGCUGGUGCCAAGGUGGACGGGGAGGACAAGGCAGGCUCAACCCCCUUGCAUCGUGCAGCCAUGAAGGGCGAUGUGGCAAUGGGGGAGCUCUUGCUGGAGCGCUAUGCGGACGUGGAUGUGAAGGACAAGCAGGGCAGCACGCCCUUGUUCAGUGCGGCCGUUCAGGGUCGCUUGAAGAUGGCACAGCUCUUGGUGCGUUGCGGCGCCGACGUCUUCGAGACCAUGUCGGAUGGCACCACCUGUGUGGAUGCCACCGUGGUGAGGGACGUCCAGACGAGAGAGUUCUUGGAUCGGCAGAGGACGUUCUGGGCAUUGCUGGAGAAGCCGUGGGUCCUGGAGGGAUUUCCUUUCGCCUUCAUCUUGGGCAUGAUUUUGGCGCUGUUUCAGGCAUCUCCAUCGCGUGAUGCUGGCGGACACGGCUUUGCCUUUUACCAUGGGGCAUGGCUUUGCCUUUACAGGCACCGCAUCGGACAUCCUUGGUUCUGUGUGCUGCGGGUGAUCGAUGUCCUCAGCAUCUUGGUCUUGGUCUUUGGGUGCGGCAUGUGGGUGGUGCAGCCGUACUUUUGGAUUUCUUUGCAUUUCAUCCUCUAUUUCCUCCCUGCUUGGUACUGGCAGACGCGAAGCCUUAAGCAAGGCUCAUUCUCCUGCGGAGGCUUGCGAAAAGCCCUGGCAGCACCUGGGUUGAUGUUGGCGCCGCCGGCUCCUUGCGAUCUGGACGAAGUAAAACUAGAAAUCCCUGUGGUUGAAGAAGGCGUUGGCCCGAGACUGUCCUUAGCGCGAUUCUUCUUCUUGGUGACCAUCAUCGUGAUGCUGGCAAGACCUCGACACUGUGAGGAUGAAGUCUUUGAGACGGUGAUUGCUCAGAGUGUAUGUAAAAGCACCACUUGGGUGCCCAGCGUCGUGCUGGAGUUCGGACUAAAGUAUGGGCUGCAAAAUCCACAUUGGGAGGCGCUGCUGCAAAAGCCUUACCGCCUUUGGUCCAGGACCUCGCUGAAAGCAACUCUGUCAUGGGAAGCUUCGGAGAAGACCAAUGUCGACCUCGAACUGCAAUGCAAUCCCAUCACUAUUUUUUUAAUAUGCCUGCUGCUCUUGGCAGGCCUUUUGUAUGUCCUACGCCUUUUGGGCAAGUGCUUCUUGAGCUUGCCCUGUGCUACAGCUGCUCAAGGCUCCUACUCUUACCGCACACUUUUUGUUCAGUGUGAAGGUGAGAACAGGGAAGAUGCCCAGGAGGCCAACGAGGAGGAUGCCAAUGAGGAGGGCAAAGCACUCUUGAAAGACCUAAUAUCUGUCGACUAUCAAACAAAAGGAGAACCAGAAGAGGAGAUCGCCCUGCCUCCCAAUGUCCUUCUUGAGAAGGGCUGGGCUUGCGACGGGGGCCUGUUUCGCUUCUUGUCGGGCUUGUACGUGAGAGUCUCGUUGCUGGUCCUGGAUCUGGUCUUGGACUGUUGGAACAUCCACACCAUGGUCUUCAGUGGCAACUACAAGUUCGCUUGCUUCAUGGUCUUUGUCCUGUCCAAGUCACUUGGUCAACAGGUCUUUUCCGAGAGCCUCUUGAACCUGCGAGAUGCCCUGAGCAAGAGCGUGAAGAAAGGAUAUAUGCGAAGAGAUUUGAUGGAGAUCUUCGCCGAAGAACAGGGCUUUGAAGCAUGUGCAUCCUUGGCACUCACAACGUAUGCCUAUUGGUACACAGUCUCAGAUGCUUCCACGGCUCUUCGACAAAUAGUCAGCAUCGCGGUGAGUGUGUAUAACCUGGCUCAGUUUCUGUACCAACGGAUUGAUUUGGGGAUUGAUCUCGAGUAUCAACCGGAAGAACCCCUCACACCGUCGCGCCAGCGCGCCAACACGUCCUUCCACGGUGCAUGAGCCGGGAGUGUCUGGAGCAUCCUUGAGUGCAGAGAGAGGAGCGUGUAGCUUUUCAGAAUGUUUAGGUAGCUUUAGGUGGGUGAGGGUCACAGUCCGGGGUCCCUUGAACAAGGCAUCGGCAUCGUCAAGCUUUGCGUUUCAGUGGAGG